ACAGGAUAUCUCACUGGCGCGAAAAACGCACUGUGUGGCUCCUAUUACACAUUGUGGGGCGGACCUGCAGCUGGAGCCGCCGGCUUUUGUGUUUGGUUUUGUUGAACGUAAAACUUAAGAGAAGUGAAAACCAGCGUGAGGAGAACAUCGUCGUGGAAAAACUCGGACAGCUUCUAUGCGUGUGAUCUCUGCGCGCCGGGUACACUUUGCUCUCUGGCUGCGGAGGGAUUUUCCAUGCCCUGAAUUUCACUCUGGGGUUUCUGGGAUAGCUGGUUGACCAUCAUAAGAAGAAACAUCCGUUCAUAUCUGGGAAUAAACUUUAAAGGGUUUUAUAAACUGGGAACAUGGAGUUCGACUGUUACCAGCACUAUUUCCUCGACGACUUCGACACAGAGGAGGAUUUUUACAAGUCGACGGCGCCGAGUGAGGACAUAUGGAAAAAGUUCGAGCUUCUACCCACCCCUCCCAUGUCCCCCACCCGGACUCUGAGCGGAGCUGCUGUGCACCUCUCGGCGGGGGACAAGCUAAACUGGCUGUCCAAAGUCCUGGGUCAGGACGAGGAGUGCGAGGGACAGUUCAUCCCGGACACUGAGGAGCUAUUCGGCAACCUCAGUUCCAUCAUCAUCCAGGACUGCAUGUGGAGUAGUUUCUCCGCCAGCAAACAGCUGGAGAAGGUCAGCGGGAAGGUGGUGCCAGCUGCGGCACAGACCGGUGUCUCCCCGGUGGCGCAGAUCUCCGUGAGACCGAGCAAAGCGCAGUGCGUCUCCCCCGGAGGCGUGCUCCCCACCGCGGCGACAGACUGCGUCGACCCCGCGGCUGUUCUCACCUUCCCGGCGAGCAGCUGCAGGAAGCCGGCGUCGUCUGGCUCCGAGUCCCGCUCCGAUUCCUCCGACGAUGAAGAGGAGAUCGACGUAGUCACUGUGGAGAGCAAGCAGAGCCGGAUGCGUCUGGUGAACAGCAGAAAACCGGUGACCAUCACGGUCCGUGCAGACCCCUGCCCCAAACGCUUCCACAUGUCCGUCCACCGGCAGCAGCACAACUACGCCGCUCGUUCCCCAGACAGCGAGCCGGAGCCCGAAGAAGAGGAGGAAGACGACGAAGACGAUGAGGAGUCUGAGGAAGAGCCUCAGAGCAAACGCACAUGCACGUCAUCCAGUCAGAACUCUCGUGUCUCCCAGCCCGCCUCUCCCUCAGAAACCCCCCUGAACUCAGACACAGAGGACACUGACCGUAGGAGGAACCACAACUUCCUCGAAAGGAAGAGGAGGAACGACCUGCGAUCCCGUUUCCUCGCUCUGCGGGAUCAGAUCCCAGGUUUGGAGUCUGCGAAGACCCCGAAGGUGGCCAUCCUGACCCAAGCCACAGAAUACCUCACGAAUCUCCACGGCAAAGAGAAACGGCAACUGCAGGAGAAAAAACGGCUCAAAUCCAGACAGCAGCAACUUCUCCGCAGAUUAUCUGAACUGAAGCGCUUGUGAGAUGCAAACACGAGCGACAUUUUCAAACCAACUGCCUCAUUCACAGUCAGGAAGUUUUUCUAUAACAACAUGCCUCUUGUAAAUAGAAAGUGGUGUGUUUUGUCUGAAAUGAACUCUUACAAGUUUGGGCUUUCUAUGAAAUGACUGCAAAUGAACCUGACAUGGGGAGGAGCAGUUUGUGUGCUGUUUUCCUUUGUCUUUGCACAUUGUUGUAGUAAUGAGCAGGGGUAAAGAUUUUGAUUUCAUUGCUCAGAUUUUUCCUGGUGUGCUGUGAUGGGAAAUAAUAUGUUAAUAGUUUAUCUGUGUGAUAGUCAACAUAUGUAGCCUUCAGGGUGUGAGUGUGAAGACUGUUUAAGAUGUCUUAAUUUUAAUGGUUGCACACUUUGAAUGGAGUGUGGAUGCCUCUCUGUGUACAUAGGAAUGAGAGAGUGAGUUCUCAGUGUGUUUGAGUGACUGUAUGUUUGCUGUACAUAUUGUUCUGUAAAUAAUAGCUUAUCCCUCCUGGUGAAGGAGUUGGAAUCAAGAGUCGUCGAUGAGCUCUGCUCUUCUCUAUGAUGUGCCACCAGGCAUCAAGGAAACCUCUAUUUUGUUAAGAAAACAGGAAAAACUGGCAAAAAAAAUUUGAAUAUGUAGCACUGCUGUACUUUAUUUACACACAUGUCACUUUGUGAUUUCAAUGCUUCUCCUGAUUUAGAUUUUUUUUAUUAUUAUGGCAUGCUAACAUGAAUUGCAACAUUAAAUUUUUAUACCUUA
This is a messenger RNA of Cheilinus undulatus (humphead wrasse), 2231 nucleotides long. RefSeq names its product MYCL proto-oncogene, bHLH transcription factor a (gene mycla). The coding region runs from base 345 to 1478 and encodes 377 amino acids. The transcript has 3 exons. Gene Ontology annotation, molecular function: DNA-binding transcription factor activity, RNA polymerase II-specific; protein dimerization activity; RNA polymerase II cis-regulatory region sequence-specific DNA binding. Lineage: Eukaryota; Metazoa; Chordata; Actinopteri; Labriformes; Labridae. Gene Ontology annotation, biological process: regulation of transcription by RNA polymerase II. The record is from RefSeq and is a predicted model, not a curated record.